This is a messenger RNA of Spea bombifrons (plains spadefoot toad), 1773 nucleotides long. RefSeq names its product zinc finger protein 271-like. NCBI's taxonomy places the organism in Eukaryota, Metazoa, Chordata, Amphibia, Anura, Pelobatidae. Gene Ontology annotation, molecular function: DNA-binding transcription factor activity, RNA polymerase II-specific; RNA polymerase II cis-regulatory region sequence-specific DNA binding. The transcript has 5 exons. The record is from RefSeq and is a predicted model, not a curated record. Gene Ontology annotation, biological process: regulation of transcription by RNA polymerase II. The coding region runs from base 189 to 1658 and encodes 489 amino acids.
CUCAGGAGCUGGAGGUAGGAGCUGUGUAUUUACCUUUGACACAAUGUGAUCUGUUUUAACACGGCUGAUGGGUCAGAUACAGUAGUCAUCAAGAAGACAUGGCCAUAUAGUGACCUUCUUCCAGUUGACUAUGCUGAGAUUACUCACGUAAAACACCAAGUUCGGUGGCGGUACUGCACACCAGUGUAAUGGAGAUACUGUCAGAGAAGAUCGUCAAACAUGCCAUCGCAAUCAUUCAAUUAUUGACCGGAGAGGUCGACCCUGAAGACUGUAUCGGAGAAUCAAGGUGUUCCUUUUUAACAGAAGUUGCCAAAAUAAAUGAUAAGCUUCUUAUAGAGAAGAUCAUUGGACAUGCAUCUCAGAUUAUCCAUCUUAUGUCUCGAAAGGUGCCGAAAUCAUCUUAUGAUGUAAUACACGCAGAGGAGAAAAGAGCGCUGUCAGGGGAUCAAAAGAAAACAUUUUACACCAAUGAGAAACAUAACCAAGCCCUCAAUUGGGAUAAUACUAAAGAAUGCAACAUACAGAAUAUACAAGAUCAACCUGCCCAGGCUCAUGGUGGCAAAAAAAGUUGGAGCACGGCCACAAAACGCGAACCCAUGAAGCAUACUGGAAAGAUGAUUGAAGAACCGUUGUCUUCGAGCAAUCAAAAUCUACUUUUUGCUCAAUAUAAAGACAUGUCAAGGGUACCUGUGUUUGAACAACGUAUACAACAAAACAUUACCCCUAUAAAAAUUCACAAAAGGCUGCAAGCUAAGAUUUAUAAUGGCAAGGAGCUUGGUACCCCAAUGAAGAAAUGUGUUGAGUCUCUACCAAAAAAGACCACAAUGCAGAUUGAAGAUACAUACCAAGGUCACCACCAAAAGAACUCUGGUAGUUUAAGGUUGGAGAGCAACCAAAGGAUCCAUGCAGAAGAAAGACCAUGUGGGCUUUCAGAAUAUGGGGAAAGUUGCAGUAUUUUGGCACGUUCUGAAGUAAACAGUUCCAGCAACAGUUCUUCUUUAAGGGGAAGUCAACAUGGGGAAUUAGCUUAUGCUGUUACAGAAAGUGGAAAAAGCUUUGUCAUCACUUCUUCUGUACCAAAAUCACACUCCGGCCACAGUGGAGAGAAGUCUCAUAUCUGUAGUGAGUGUGGGAGUAGUUUUGUCAGUAGUUCAACUCUGCUUAAACACCAAAUCAUUCACACUGGAAUGAAGCCAUAUUCUUGCCAGGACUGCGGAAAGUGUUUCAGCUUUAGCUCCAGUCUUAUAAGGCAUCAGCGGGUUCACACCGGAGAGAAACCUUAUGCUUGCAACGAGUGUGGUAAAAGAUUUAGCAUUAGCACAACACUGGUUAGGCAUCAGAGAGUGCAUACCGGAGAAAGACCAUAUGCAUGCGAGGACUGCGGCAAAAGAUUCACUUGUAACUCUCACCUCGUUAUACAUCGAAGGUUACACACCGGCGAAAGGCCCUAUACCUGCAUGGACUGUGGAAACAGUUUUAGCAACGGGUCGGAUCUUGUUAAGCACCAGAGGACGCACACGGGAGAGAGACCGUAUUCUUGUAACGAGUGUGGCAAAUGUUUCAGCAUCAUCUCCAACCUCAUCACGCAUCAAAAGGGGCACAAAGGAAAAGGCUACUGUAAAAAGCGUCUGGCAAAAAAGUAUGAGCUGACAUGUUAGACAAAGAACAAAGGGGAACUUUCUGUAGAUUUAUGUUGAAUUUUAUAAGCCAGGGUGAUAGUUUUUGGCAGUAAUAACAUGUUUCCAUAGAGCGCAGCAUAAAAUUGCAAAAAAG